AACAUUAGACGUUGAGAUGAUUGAAGAACUUCAUAAGACGAUACACAAAGAACAGAAAACUAAAAUAAGUCGAACCUUGACAUUAAGUAAAGACCAUCAUGAGACCCCUAUUCAAUGCAAACAAGUAGACCAUGACAAAAUAAAUAAAAUGUAUGAGAAGACGCUGACUAUGAAACUACAUAAUAAAAUGAAUUUUGGUAUGUUCGUAAACGGUACAUCACAUUAUGAAGAUUUUGAUUACGACUACAAUGAAGGGGACAUAGUGAAUGUAACAUGCACUGUACAUGACUAUGCUGAUAUAACAUUAGACGUUGAGAUGAUUGAAGAACUUCAUAAGACGACAUACAGAGAAAGGGACUCUAAAAUAAGUCGAAGCUUGACAUUAAGUAACCGCCAUCAUGAGACCACUAUUCAAUGCAAGCAAGUAGACCAUGACAAUGUGAACCCAAUGUUUCAGAAGACGCUGACUAUGACACUACAUAAUAAUAAUAAUAAAAUGAAUGCCGAGAGGCCCAAGACAGAUAACAAUUCGCAUAUGCAGAAGACCACUGAUGUUGAUGAUGAUACACAUGCAGGAAAUGUUCCGAUAUGGCUGUGGAGUCUGAUCUGUUGCGGAUGUAUUAUCCUCAUUCUAAUUUCUAUAGCAAUAGUGAAGGUUACAAAGAAUCAGUGCCAGACAAUGCAACAAUCCAAUAUGGAGUAUGAAAACCUUGCAGCACAACAGAAUCAACCUUUUCCAAAUUCUUCGAGAAUCGAAGACAUAUAUUGUAAACCAGCUGACGUGAAAUCAUCGUCUGAAAAUGUAUACGCGCAACCGUACAGACCGAACGAUGUCGCAGAUUUAUACUCAGUACCAAUACCAAAGAAUAGAAGAAAGAAUCCUCCCACUGAAUGCCUAUAUGCCGAACUAAACCUACACAAUAACGAAAUUGCGUCAAAAAGGCCGCAAGUAAAAGAAAGCGAUUACGCCUGUAUAGUGCCACCUUCAACCAUUAACGCUGAUAAGAUGCGAUCGAAAAAUAACGACUACUCCAAUGUAUUCGACAAUGAUCAAUACGUCAACAACAAGGACACAGAAUAUGUGGAGCCUAGCUAUUGUGAAGUGGUACGUAAAAAUAAUUAAACUUAAUUUAUAUAACCUAUACUGGAAUUAAUGAAAAUACUCAUGAGUGAAGAUCAUAUUAUAAUAAGAGUGAAUUUGAAGGUACAAAAGAAAACGAAUUCGGAAGGAUGAAAAAAGACAUUUUUAUAUGUUUACUGAUUAUAGAGACACCUCUUAGAAGCGAAACCAUUGUAUGUAGUAAGAUAGCCAAAUAAAUAACGGAAUUUGAUAAAACCUAACUGUCGUAUAGUGGUUAAGUGUUCGCACCAAAUUUAGUAGUAUCACACAUAUCAAUAAUAAACUAGAAUAAAAUAAUUUAUGCUUAGUACCCAGUAGAAGGGACUUAUGGCUAACUGUCGUAAAUUCAGUUCUAUGAAACACCAAUAUCUAUGGUAGCCCGACGACCAAUGUAGGAUGCGAGAGAAAGGAUGAUUAUGAAAUCAGUUUAUUUAGACCAUCGUCAUACGUUAGUAGCAAGUAGUGUCAGGCCCCUCUUCCCCACUGGGCACACUGGGCACGUGCAUAGGGCCCUGCAAUAGAUGGGGGAUCUAGUCUAGUCCAGUCCCUACUCCAUUACCAAUCGAUAACCGAUAGCUACUCUACUCUCCCUGAAAAUCAAUCUUAACAAAUGCUUACCGACUAUGGUCAAUUUGUUCGUUUUUGUUCUUUUUUUUAUAAAUAGACAUUUAUAAAAGAAAUCAUUUUUGAACAUUUUUAAAUGUCUAUUUAUAAAAAAAAUAAAAAAACGAGCAAGAACUUAAACCCCUCAUCACACAACGACUUUUUAAAAUUAUUUUCACUGGUUUGUUUUGAAGGUAGGGCAUCCCCAUAUACCUCUCUAAAGAGUCAUGUUCAAAAAUGACUUUGUCUAUUCUAACAAAAUAGUGCUUUAAUAUGGUCAUAGGGGGUCGACCACAUUAUCCUAAUGUGCUCAGGUCCUCUAAUAGGUGAAAGACGGCCCUGAAGGCGCUAAGGUAUUAACCUUAGAGUGACACUAUUCAGGCAAUUCAAGGCAAUAAUUUGGGCAACCUGACAGCCGACGCGAUUGUAUAUCAAUACAGUCGGUCAACUGUCAGGUUGCCAUGCAACAAAGUUGGACAGACCUCGACUGGUUUAUCUUAAAAGAGGGUGAGACUGACAACUGACCGACUAGACCGAGUGUAAGGGCAAUUGUGACACACUUGAGAAUACCAUUUUUCUGUUGUACCUUCUUUGUUUAAGAUAUAAACUAUUUUUUAUUGUAAUUAAUUGUAACACCUGUAUACUCUUACUUAGCUUAUAUUUUUAGAUUUAAUU
Molecule: messenger RNA, 2398 nt
Organism: Achroia grisella
Lineage: Eukaryota; Metazoa; Arthropoda; Insecta; Lepidoptera; Pyralidae
Exons: 7
Coding region: 17-1123 (368 amino acids)
Source: RefSeq, a predicted model, not a curated record